Centrocercus urophasianus (Greater sage-grouse) is the source of this 6595-nucleotide messenger RNA. RefSeq names its product heparan sulfate 2-O-sulfotransferase 1 (gene HS2ST1). Lineage: Eukaryota; Metazoa; Chordata; Aves; Galliformes; Phasianidae. The transcript has 7 exons. The coding region runs from base 33 to 1103 and encodes 356 amino acids. Gene Ontology annotation, cellular component: membrane. Gene Ontology annotation, molecular function: heparan sulfate 2-sulfotransferase activity. The record is from RefSeq and is a predicted model, not a curated record.
AUCCCGGGCGGGCGGCGCCGCCGGGGCUGCCGAUGGGGCUGCUCAGGAUCAUGCUGCCGCCCAAGUUGCAGCUGCUGGCCGUGCUGGUGUUCGGGGUGGCCGUGCUCUUUCUGGAGAACCAGAUCCAGAAGCUGGAGGAGUCCCGCGGCAAGCUGGAAAGGGCUAUUGCAAGACAUGAAGUCAGAGAGAUAGAACAACGUCAUACAGCAGAUGGCCCCCGACAGGAUGUGACACUGGAUGAAGAAGAUGAUGUGGUGAUUAUUUACAAUAGAGUACCUAAGACUGCCAGCACAUCCUUCACAAAUAUUGCCUAUGAUCUUUGUGCAAAGAACAGAUACCAUGUUCUACAUAUCAAUACAACCAAAAAUAACCCUGUCAUGUCUCUGCAAGAUCAGGUUCGAUUUGUGAAGAACGUGACUUCCUGGAAGGAAAUGAAACCAGGAUUUUACCAUGGACAUGUAUCUUAUUUGGACUUUGCAAAAUUUGGUGUUAAAAAGAAACCAAUUUACAUAAACGUCAUAAGAGAUCCCAUAGAACGACUGGUUUCUUACUAUUACUUUCUGCGCUUUGGAGACGAUUACAGACCAGGGCUACGAAGGAGAAAGCAGGGGGAUAAGAAGACCUUUGAUGAAUGUGUGGCAGCUGGAGGUUCAGACUGUGCUCCAGAGAAACUUUGGCUUCAAAUUCCAUUCUUCUGUGGCCACAGCUCCGAGUGCUGGAAUGUGGGGAGCAGAUGGGCUUUGGAACAAGCCAAGUACAACCUGAUUAAUGAAUACUUCCUCGUGGGAGUUACUGAAGAGCUUGAAGAUUUCAUCAUGUUAUUGGAGGCAGCUUUGCCCCGGUUCUUCAGGGGUGCCACAGAACUGUACCGGACAGGAAAGAAGUCUCAUCUUAGGAAAACAACUGAGAAAAAACUUCCCACAAAAGAAACUAUUGCCAAGCUACAACAGUCUGAAAUCUGGAAAAUGGAGAAUGAGUUCUAUGAAUUUGCACUGGAGCAAUUUCAGUUUGUCAGAGCACACGCAGUUCGGGAAAAAGAUGGAGAAUUGUAUAUCCUGGCUCAAAACUUUUUCUAUGAAAAGAUUUACCCUAAAUCAAACUAAGAACAUAAUACUUUUAGAUUUACGGACCUAAAUCUUUGGUCACAUCAUCAUCUUAGUCCUCAGCCAUGGAAACUAGAUUGCUUGUUAGACCUCCAAGAUGUUUCUCUAUAGGUCCAAGAAAAGCGGGCUGUGGAUCACCUCCAGGGCGUUGGAUACUAACCAUGUUGGUAAUCCAGAAGCAAAAGCUUCGUGUCUUUUAUCUAACUAAUACUUUCAGUGGGAGUUAAUACCCUUUACCUGAGGAAAUCUUCACUUUAAUUUGGAGCAAUUAACACACAGCAGUUCUAGUUGAAAAUAUAAAGGAAAAAAAAAAGCUUCUGUUAAUGCUCUUUUUUAAUUUUCAGAGCAAUUUAUUUUCAUUUAUACUUCUGUGAAGAGGAAGUCAUUUUUCCCAGCUUUCAACAUGGAAAUCUUGGUUGUAUACUAUAUGAGUAGUGUUAAUAACUGGUUGACAUCUGUGCUUUGUUUUUGUGAAUCAUGUCACAUGAUAUUGAUUGGGAUAGUUAAUCAUGUUCUGCUGAGAAAUGCUGCUGCCGCUGGAAUUGCCCGAAAUUACGACUAAUUGUUAGUGUUAAAACAUCAUUUCCACAUCAAUAUUGUAAAAAGUUAAAGAAUCAGCAGUGGGAUUUUUUUUGUUGUUCUGUAGGCCCACCACCACUUGACCGAGGUUGGGAAAACUGCAAGGAAAGUUGGUUUUGUCUGCAGUUAGAGUCAAUACUUGCACAGUGGUAUAUAAAUAACAAAAUCAGCAUAAAGUUCCUCUAUGGAUUCUUUGUAAUUAUUGUAAGCUGAGGUAUUGGUGAAUCCAUAUUAUGACUCCAUUAGUGAGCUGUGGUAUGGUUAGGGUUUUCCUACUACUUCAAUACUUUUACCUGUAGAAUAUUUUUACUAAGGUGCUUUAUAAUGUGUUUUAAAGCAUUGCAUUUACAAAAGGAGUAAAAUGCUGUAAAUACUGCUUAUUUUAUGUAUUUGGACCAAAAGGUUUAAAGUAACUAGUUUGAAGUGGGUUUUUUUGCACCAGUUCUGUUACGUGUAAAGUAAAAAGACAUCACAUAUACUUCCUGGUUGAGUUAACUGUUGGAUAUUGCUGGAAUGCACUUCAGUGACCUCUAUGACUUUAAAACUAGAAUGUCAUCCAGGGAUUCUCUUUACAGAAACGUAGCAUUCAUCCUUUUGUUAUAUUAAGAGGAAAAGAAGAAAAAUGUGAUGUGUAGUCUGGUUGAGAAAGAUGCAGUGAACUUGACAUAUUUGUGUUUAUGUAACUGCCUUAUGUGACUAUUGUAAAUCUGUGAGUUGCCGUUAUUAACAGUGUGAAACACCUGGUAGAUCAAGUAAAUUGAAAUUUGAGAACAGAUGUUUGGGGCCACUGCAUUAUAGCAAACGGCAGUGGAGAUCUAUAAGAAUUUGUUUCCUAUUGGAUUUUCUUAAAUAUGAGUAUUUACACAUCUUACACCUGCCUUUUCUUAAAGUGCUUUUCAUUGAGUUUGAUAGGAGAGAAGGCACAGAGGAGACAAAGUUGAGUAAAAAAAAAAGGGGGGAUUGUAAGGUUUUGAUUCCUAAGGGAUGAUGCUGAAAGGCUUAGUUUGAAAUUACCAAGUGGAGUUUCUUUAGCCAGCCUGUUCUUGUAAUGAAAACAAAAGUAAUGGAAAAUGUCUGUGAACUGGGUAUCUGCAGCCAAAAGCAACAGUCCAAUAACAGACAGGAUAAUGAGGGACUGUCAAGUACAUCUUGUGUUUUCUUUGUUUUCUUGGGUUUUCUUUUUGAAUUUCAGAAAUAGACCUCAUUGUUCUUCCCAAGUAAUCAGGGAAGUUCCUUCUGGUAGCUUACCAUUUAUAUAGUGUGAACCCUGCAUAAGAUUUCCUGUUCCAGUUCUUUUCAACUGAUGUCGUUAAUAAUGCCAACAUGCUUGAGAAUGUGUUCACACAUGGAAACAUGUAUCCUAGCUAAAGAAAGGAGCUGAGGAGUCCUACGUAGGAAGUAGCAAAUGGAGAUCUAAAAACUUUCAAAAAAAGUUACUGCUUUAUUAUAAAAUCAAAGGAAUAUUUACAAUCCCAGUGAAGGUUAUCUACUAAGUGAUAGUUCUAUUUUGGAUGAAUUGACUACCUUGUUUUCCUUCAUUAUGAUUUGGAUUGGUUUAUCUUCUUGAGUUGUCUGCAAAUUUUUUCAGAAGAGCACCUUCUUAAGAGAACAGAAGCUUUACUAAGUGAAAAUAUACAACACUCGCCUAAGUAAUGAAAAAGGUAUUUAUGCAAAUACAUCUGUAUUGACAAGAAAACAAUAGGCAAAGCCUAUUCGAUAUAUAGAAGUCUUCUAUUUCAUAAGCAAUUUUAAAAGUUUUUUUUCUUUUUUCUUUCUUUUUUUUCCCCCUUGGAUUUAAGGUUUCUUAAAGGAGUCUUCAGUAACAGUUAGAAGAAUACAUUUUAUUUUUUAAUUCAAAGAGCAAUAUAUUUUUCAUAGUUCAUAUAAGACAUUUGAUUUACUUCCUGUUCUUUGCUGUGAACUGACAGGGUGAAGGCAAACGAGCUUAAAUAUUUUAAAAUAAUGCUAGCUACAAAUGGAGAGGUAAUCAUUUUAGGUGUGCUCUGAAAACCUUACUGCCUGUGGAACACGGAAAGGAGGCAAAUGGUCUGCUUUUAUAUCUUGUGCUGCCAUCUAAUCAACUGUGAACUUUUUUGGACUCUUUUGAAAUGAGAACUGUCCAAAGCAGAAAGUUUAGGAAAAUGAGCUUUAACAAUUAUGAAUAACCUGCUGUCUGUUGGUAUUAAAAAUAUUUUGCAGCAUAUGAACAGAAUUUAUCUUGUGCAUUUCCCCUUAAAGAGUUAACAUGAAAAGCAGCAAUAUGUAGACUUCUGUUACUGCAGGUUCAUUAGACUUACUAUGCAGCCUCCUGAACACAGAUCUUUUAACUGAAGUCACUGCAGACUCUGCAUAGGAGUGAGAUUUGAUUUUUGCUGGGCUAAGUUCAUUUGAAAGGAGCUGAAAUGCUAAAAAUUAUAGUUGAGAGUAGAUCCUGUUACACUGUUCCGUACUUUUUGUACAAAGCAAACAUUCAGAUUUUGUGCAAAAUUCUACCCUGUUGAAACUCACGGUUGUCAGUAUAUGGCACUUGGUUCAGCUGUGCUAACAACUACAUAGCCAUAACUCCAGCAUGCCUGGAGCACUUGAGAUAUACUGGGCAGUGCUGACAGGAGAGCAACAGUGUUCUUUACUCCUUCCCAUAACAAUUCUGCAUCCACGCAACAAGAAUUUCAUUCCUGUUUUCUUGUGCAUCUACAAGCAGACAUCUACAAGCAGUUCUAGGGUGUAGGAUGUCAUGUGUGUACAUUCCAGUUCACUCUGGAUUUAUUUUCGUAUAGUCUUUAAUGGUGUGAUCAUAGCUUCAUUUUCAAACAGGCACAAAAAAGGAUUGCUAUACAAGUAUGACAAAGGAAGAAGCAGUUCCUCCAGGUUUGAAAUGCCUUUUCUCUGGGUACUUUACUUUUCUGAAGAUACGUGGCUAUUUUUGUGUUCCAGGAAUAUUCGUUUCCUUGUUCAUGAUCUCAGAGCUGUCCUAUUUUAAUAUCAGGGAAAAUUCAGUUGUUUUCUGCUAUAAUUCUGUUAACAUUUUCCGUUAAGAUUACCUAGUGUUGCUAAAUGAGUAUGUGACAAGAGUUAUAUAGAUGAUCCUGACUGAACUGUGCUGCUUUGCAGUCAGUGGAAAAACCUGAUUCAAAUGCACUGCCAAUUUAGCUCUUCAAAAUCAGAGCUUAUUUUAUGACUACUGGAGAUAAAGAAACUGUGGCGCUACUGAGUUGCAUGGAUGCAUCCUUUACUUUAAGCCUAUGCAACUGGGUAGCCUCUGCAGCAGUAUUUAUAGGAAGAGCCCUCUUCAUGGAGACUUUUCUGGAGCAUAAUUAUAAAUGUUUAUACCCUUGUACUGUCUUGUAUCUACAUCAGCAGCUUUCUGUAGCUUCUGUAAAAAAAGAAAAAAGAAAAAAGAAAAAAAAAAGGCAGGUUUGUGAGCAUUUCUAAAGUAGUACUGAAUGUAAUUUUGAAAAACAUGGAUUGUUCUUCAUGAAUCUUUUCUUUUUAAAUACACACACAGCUAAAUAGUGCCUUUUUUCCUCACAAUCCAUGUUGAAGAUGCUCGCUCCCUCUCACUCUCCGUAAAUUGAUUCGUUUGUGCAAUACUAUUCCAACUUGAAACCAUUUUGUCACAGCUGUUUGAGAAAUAAUCUCCAUUUUUCCUUAUUAUGCUGCCAGCUUUCUGUUGUUGAAGUGUUUCAGUUGAUUACCUAAUGCAAAUGCUCUAAAAUAAAACGCCCAGUGGGAAGGGGAAAAAAAAGAAGUCUGGUGUCCUGUCUUAAUAUUUGUGUGUUACAUUCACGCGAAAUGAUCUUUUUCUGGAACAUUGUCACGCAGGAUCCUGAACUUCAUUUGAAGCUAUUGUGGUGGUGAAGGGGAGGAGUGAGCUGCAGUGUAGUUCAUCUGUAAUCACUUCAUAUGGCUAUAACCAAAUACAUUUACAAAUAAGCCUUUAGAAUUUUCACUGGGCUUUCUGGCCAGAAGUAUAAUAACUUUCCAGAGGAUAUAUAUUGUGCAGGAAGUGUCAAUGAAAAGUUGUUUAAUACUAAAAUGGAACAGAAAAUUGGCAUUAAAACAAGGGAUUGGUGCAUACCUGCUUCUCUGCCUCCGAGAACAAACGACGUGACAGAUGACUGUGGGACUGGAAGAUGCUCCGUUACUGCGGUGAUGAGUGCGGUGUAAGAACUCGAGCAGAAUAGAAAUGUGGUUUGCAUUUGUAGGCAAGCACUUCAAACAAGAAAAUACAGUGAGCGUGGGUACAACACUGUUUAGGAUUUCUUCUGUGUACUGUAAACAUGACCCUAUAAACAUUCCUUACUGCAUGCACUAUGGAGCUGAACAAAUCUCUGUCCCAGCCAAGUUUCCUAAUGCGAUAGUUCCUAAAUAUUUGGUUGUCAGCUGUGAUGAUUACGAGCCGUGGUGCAGUUACUCAGCAUCUUCCUCUUGAGGAUUCUGCAAACUUUAAAAUCCUACUUUUGUUGCAAGUAGACUUUUCCUUGCUGCUCCUGUCACUGGAGGAGAUAAGUGUAAUUGCUGUGUAGGAAACAAAGACUCUGCUUCUGUCAGCCAGUGGGAAGUGAAGGAAGAAAUUGCCUCGCAUAUAUAAAGGAUGUUCCAAGGUCACCACGCCUUUUUCUGAAAUGAUGUAGUAAACAAAAUGACAGCCAACAAAAUUCACAGUGCAAACAAUCUUUUAUUUAAGAUGACAGUAGUUGCUCCUGUGAAAGCUGAAAUGAUGGUGGUGUUACAGAUAGGAGUUAAGUACUCACUGAACCUCUUUUUUUUUUUUUUCUUAACUGAUGCUGCCAUUUGCACGGGUAAUUAAUCUCAUCAGUUAGAGUUCAUGAGAGGCGAGUGAAAGAAGGGAAGAUUUCUGCUUGUUUUUCACAGCCAGAUUUUUUUGAAGGUCUUGUAUUUUUGUUUCAUUA